UGAGAGUACGCGACAUGGCGACCACGGGGUUUACACUUUCUCCAACUUCAACGUUGUUUUUAACAGUCUUUCUUGCCGUUUUAACUCUCACAGUCUGUCUACAAGUUCCCCUGUAUAAUUCACAAGACCAGCGAAGUUUAGGAUGGACGACCUACCAUGAAACAUCGUCAGUACAACCAGAGUGGACAGAGACUGGUCCAAGUGGAGGAAGGCGUUAUCAAAUUUGCCGUUUUGCCAAUGGUGGGAGGCAAAAUAACUGGCUUCGGACUACGUGGAUUGAUGCGAAACAAGCCAACCGAGUGGCUGUUGAGAUUGACUUUUCGAUGCGAGAAUGUGUUGAUAUUCCAGGUGCUGUGUCUUGCAAGGAAACAUUUGACUUGUACUAUUAUGAGACUGAUAGUGAUAACGCUGACCAGAACUGGCCUCCAUGGUCAUCGCCCCCUUACAACAAAGUUGAUCGUAUUGCAGCUGAUGGACGUUUUACACAUGACACAGAAGUGAUCAAUACGAAAACCCGACAUUUUGGACCAAUAACACGCAAUGGAUUUUAUUUAGCAUUUCAAGACCAAGGAUCAUGUCUGGCUAUUCUCAAGCUGAAAGUAUAUUAUCUAGCCUGUCAAGAAAUCACCAUGAACUUUGCCUAUUUCCCGAAGACUCCAGCUGGACCAAAAUCCACAGCACUUGUGCAAGUUACAGGUGAUUGCAUUGACUUCUCACAACCGAUUGGACCAGAGAAUCCUGUGUACCAAUGUCAAAGUGAUGGCACAUGGACUUUGAUAGAUGGGAGUUGUGCCUGCUCUCCUGGCUAUGAAGCAACUAGUGACCGAGCUUGCCAAGCUUGUUUUGCCGGAGAGUACAAAGUAAACAUUGGUAAUUCAGCAUGUAAAGCUUGUCCUGCACAGAGUUAUUCUCUAAGCCAGGCCUCUGCACAAUGUCUAUGCACAGAAGGCUACUACAGAGCAAACAAAGACCCUGUUUCUGAUCCAUGUACAGCACCUCCAUCUGAGCCAACUGGUGUACGAGCAACUGUCAGUGAGUCCUCGGUGGUUACGUUGUUUUGGAAUCGACCACAUAACACUGGUGGACGUAUAGACAUUUUCUAUAGAAUAGAAUGUGAACUGUGUCAUGGGGAUCAAUGUCAACCAUGUUCUUACACAGUACAGUAUUCACCAACACAGUACGGACUGACAUCUUCGUCUGUUAACAUCAGCAGACUCGACUCUUACACUGAGUACAGAUUUAAAGUGUAUGCAGAAAAUGGCGUGUCCAGAUUGAGUGGUAUUGAAAGUUAUGCAACAGUGAAUGCUACUACCUCCUCAGCUGUUCCGUCGACGGUUAGAGCUGUUAGAGUCACCGCUGAGACUGAAAACACAAUUGAGCUACAAUGGCUUGUACCAGAGUUUCCGAACGGUGAGAUUCUAGAGUAUGAAAUACGUUAUCAUCCUCAAGCUGCCAGCGUCGAAGGAAGUAAAUACCAAGUAUCCAAGCCAUCUAAUACUGGUACCCAGAAUGCAAUUGUCAGCCAAUUGGAGCCUGGUACGGACUAUUCAUUUGAGAUCCGUGCCCGCACAGAAGCUGGAUUUGGAGUUUAUAGUUACCCAACAACAGCCAAAACAUCAGGUGGUACUAGUGUUCCAAUCGAAGCCAUUGCUGGAUCCAUUGCUGCUGUCGUGAUCAUUCUUAUUCUGGCAAUUCUUAUCAUUUUUAUCAUCAUGUCCCGCAGACGCAAAGGAUACGAAUUGCGUGAUACAAGCACGGUAUAUACAAAUGGUGAAGUUUUGUUGCCACCAUCUAAUAAAGGCAAGACUUACAUUGAUCCUCAUACAUAUGAAGAUCUCAACUUGGCUGUUAAGGAAUUUGCUAAAGAAAUAUCAGCUACCUAUGUCAAGAUAGAGGAAGUUAUUGGAGGUGGUGAAUUUGGUGAUGUCUGUCGAGGUAUGCUAAAGAUGCCAAGAAGAGAGCCAAAAAUUGUUGCCGUCAAAACGUUGAAACCAGGAGCUAGUUUGAAAGAUAGAAAUGAUUUCCUGACAGAAGCUUCUAUUAUGGGACAGUUUGAUGAUCCAAAUGUGAUCAGAUUAGAAGGUGUCAUCACAAAAUCAAGACCUGUUUUGAUUGUUAUUGAGUACAUGGAGAAUGGUUCUUUGGACAGAUUUCUGAGGAACAAUGAUGGAAAAUUUACUGUUAUACAAUUAGUUGGAAUGUUACGUGGUAUAGCGUGUGGUAUGCGAUAUCUCUCUGAGAUGAACUACGUGCAUCGUGACCUAGCAGCCAGGAAUAUAUUAAUCAAUCAUCGCUUGGUUUGUAAAGUUGCAGAUUUUGGACUUUCCAGAAUCAAAGAGGAAGGUGCUUAUGAAACAAAGGGAGGAAAGAUUCCUAUAAGGUGGACGGCACCAGAAGCAAUAGCUUACAAGAAAUUUACAUCAGCAAGUGACGUUUGGAGUUACGGUAUAGUCAUGUGGGAAGUAAUGUCAUAUGGUGAACGGCCAUAUUGGAAUUGGUCAAAUCGAGAUGUCAUCAAGUCAGUUGAGAAAGGUUACAGACUGCCACCACCGAUGGACUGCCCACAAGCAUUACACCAACUUAUGCUCGAUACAUGGCAAAAGGACCGUAUCAAUCGACCUACAUUUUUAAAUAUUGUGAAUACGCUUGACAGGCUUAUUAGGAAUCCAUCAACUCUUAAAAAUAUCAUUAAAGCUAGGCCGUACAAUCCUCUUGACCCGAGCACACCUGAUAUGACACAGUUUAGAAGCGUUGCUGAAUGGCUGGAAAGUAUAAAGAUGGGGCGAUACAUUAACGCAUUUGCUGAAGCAGGGUACCUGAAAUUAGACGAUGUUGUGCGAUUGAUGCUGCAUGACUUGCCAAGGAUAGGAAUAACAUUAGUGGGACACCAAAAGAAAAUAAUGAACAGUAUUCAGGCACUUCGAACGCAAAUGGGCAAAGAUAACGUGAUACCUGUGCUUGUAUAGCUGCACAUACAAGGGUACCCACCGUGCCUUGAUAGCGAUGACAGUGACACGUGAUUAUAAAUGGCAUGUACAUGGGUACCUAUGUUUGUAUGUAUAGCUACACCAUCAGGGGUACCCGCAGUGUACUUGCAAAGUACUGUAUAUGUAUAUGCAAAUUAUAUGCAAAUGUGACAUUUGUUGCGUCACUGGGCAUGCUCAGAUGAUAAAUUCAAUGGAUUUCUUCCCAUGAUUCUUUGCUGAGACAGAGGUCAUUGAGCAUGUUCAGUUCAGAAAAAACUAUAGUUGCACAGUGUAUGUGGUGUUUUAUAAUAAAGAUAUGGUAGUGAUUUAAAAAAUA
Messenger RNA from Saccoglossus kowalevskii, 3303 nucleotides. Its product is annotated as ephrin receptor type B-like protein. The record is from RefSeq and is a predicted model, not a curated record. Gene Ontology annotation, biological process: ephrin receptor signaling pathway; protein phosphorylation; axon guidance. NCBI's taxonomy places the organism in Eukaryota, Metazoa, Hemichordata, Enteropneusta, Harrimaniidae. Gene Ontology annotation, molecular function: ATP binding; transmembrane-ephrin receptor activity; protein binding. Gene Ontology annotation, cellular component: plasma membrane; dendrite.